This is a messenger RNA of Symbiodinium sp. CCMP2592, 324 nucleotides long. Lineage: Eukaryota; Dinophyceae; Suessiales; Symbiodiniaceae. The record is from the annotation of a GenBank genome assembly.
AUGACACGACGACUUCCACCGAAUGAGCAUGGAACUCUGCAGUAUGAUGUGCGCUUCGAACCCGAGGGCGUUUCCUCAACGCGCCAUCUUGCCAGGAAGGUUCACGACUUCUUCGUCUUUGACUACAACCAGAAGCUACAAGAAUCUGGGCUGGCCGAAUGCUUCGAGCACACCAUCACCGACCAUCACCUGCUGUUUGCACGUGGUCACAACAAGGAUUGCUGGCCUGGCGGUACACCGGAGCGGAAGUCGGAGCCGAGGAUCAGGGCUUCGGGUGGUCCGGGAAGCCGACAUGGCCGGCGCCGCCCUGAGCGACAGAGAUGA